This is a messenger RNA of Salvia splendens (bonfire salvia), 1661 nucleotides long. RefSeq lists its product as uncharacterized. The transcript has 10 exons. The record is from RefSeq and is a predicted model, not a curated record. Gene Ontology annotation, biological process: tRNA transcription by RNA polymerase III. Gene Ontology annotation, molecular function: DNA binding. Lineage: Eukaryota; Viridiplantae; Streptophyta; Magnoliopsida; Lamiales; Lamiaceae. The coding region runs from base 648 to 1472 and encodes 274 amino acids. Gene Ontology annotation, cellular component: RNA polymerase III complex.
AUGUGUUUGGCGUGAUUGAAGUUGGAAUUUCGGAUCAAUUAUGAUCCGCAUUGGCUGUUUAAGCUUCUGUAUUCCUCUGGAUUUCUAUUCUGUGAAAUAAUCAUUGCUGUAAACUUGUUUAUUCUUCUGGAUUUGUCUUUCUAUUGAUACUCGUUCGUCUGCCUCUCUGCAUCAGUCGCCGCCGAGAUUAGGCCUUCUCUGUUUCCUAUCAAUUGAGUUAUUUUAGUUGAUUAUUGUAGACAAUUAAAUUCAAUCUUCUCUGUGAUCGCCUUGAUUAACUUAUUUCAAUUUGUGUAUAUGCUGCAAUUUUACAUGUUAAUGUAGAAGCAGCUCUGUUUCAAUCUGCAAUUGAAUACACUGCAAUUUUAGUUGAUUAUUGUAGACAAUUAAAUUCAAUCUUCUCUGUGAUCGCAUUGAUUAACUUAUUUCGAUUUGUGUAUAGCAUCAGCUGCAAUUUACGUGUUUAUGUAGAAGCAGCUCUGUUUCAAUCUGCGAUUGAAUACACUGCGAAAACACUCUCUUUCUCUUACUGAUUGUGUGUUGGGAUAUAGGAACUCUUUCUUAGGGCAUUCCUGUUUGGUUUAAGCAUGAACGCAAUAUGUGUAUUUGAUUAAAUCAAUCUUGUUCAGAUCAAAAGUGUAAGCAUCAUGGAUCUUGAUCCGUUGGCUGGCCCUGCCAAGGUGCCAAGGAAGGUGAAAUAUAAGCCAAAAGCUCCUGUCAAGAAAGUAAAGAAAGAAGUCCUUCCUAAAGUUGAGAAUGAAGAAGAUGGCAUUGAUGAGGCUAAGGCAGAGUAUCUUCUGCGCCGCCUUCAUGAAACAUCUUCAGGUAGGCCGAAGCCUGAAAAGAAAGCUCAACUUGCCCAAGUUGCAUUCGGUGUUGGAGAAGCAUCUACCUUCAAGUCAUAUCAUCCUUCCAAUGGCACAUCCUCUGAUGGGAUUCCCAAAGUGGGGAAAGAAUAUAAAGAACCGUGGAAUUACUACUCGAAUUAUCCAGUAACACUUCCCAUUAGAAGACCUUAUGCAGGAAAUCCAGAAAUUCUUGAUAAAGAAGAAUUUGAUGGAGAUGAAGGGACACCCGUACCUGAAGAAAAUGCAAGAAAUGCAGCUCAAGAACUCGGCCUUUUGGAUAAAAGUCCGGAGAAUAAUAUGUUCUUCCUUCAGCUACCAAAGAUGUUGCCCGGGAUAGCACAGUUAGCUGAUCCAGAAGCCCCAGAAUCUCAAAACCUCACCACUUUGGAUUCACUGCCACAAGGAUUGAUUGGGAAAAUGUUGGUUUAUAAGAGUGGUGCUGUGAAGAUGAAGAUUGGAAAUGCAAUAUACAAUGUAACUGCAGGGAUGAAGUGCAUGUUCUCGCAAGAUGUUGUCGCCAUCACUGCAGAGAAGAAACUCUGUUGCAACUUGGGAGAGUUGAACAAGCGCGCAGUCGCAACCCUGGACGUUGACAGCAUGCUGCAAGGUAUGACUGAUUUAUGAUGAUUCUUUUGUUCAUCAACUUACGAAAUUUUUUGCUUGCAAGUUCCGGAAUCAAUAAUCAUUGAGCACUAUAUUUAAAAGAGAAGUUUUGAAAUAUUACCUUUACUUUUGUACUGUUACACAAUGAUAUUCUCAUUGUGUUUAACAUAUUGGGAUAUUGUUUUUUAUUGACAGAUAUUCAUUUUAUCA